AUGACUGGAGAGCAGCUGCAGCAGCUGCGGGGCCACGUGUACAUAUCUGUUUAUGACGACUUAAGCAGCAGCAGCAGCAGCAGCAGCAGCGGGGGCCCGCAGGUGCUGCUUGGCUACAUGCAGCUCCCGUGGCAGUCGCUGCUGUUGUCGGCCACAGAGGGGGCGUCUGACAUCGUUGCUGCUGCUGCUGCUGAGCAGCAGCAGCAGCAGCAGCAGCAGCAGCAGAAGCAGCUCUUCAGCAGGCUGCUUGAU
Molecule: messenger RNA, 252 nt
Organism: Eimeria tenella
Lineage: Eukaryota; Apicomplexa; Conoidasida; Eucoccidiorida; Eimeriidae
Exons: 1
Source: RefSeq, a predicted model, not a curated record